AUGCUAACGCAAAUAGACACUUUACUUAUACAGAAAGACCAAACAUUUUAUUUCCGUCUGGGGAGGAAAAUUGAUGAAGGACGUUAUCGUUCAGUGUUUCUUUGCGUUGAAAAAGCAACAAGAAAAGAAUAUGCCUGCAAAUUGAUGGAGAAGCAAAAAAUGAUCACAAACAAGGAUGUGAAGGAUCUGAUGAAUGAAAUUCAGAUAAUGCAGCAGUUGACAGGAAAUCCAAAUGUUACAAAAAUACAAGAGGCUUACGAGGAUGAUGAGUCAGUGUAUAUUGUUAUGGAAUUGUGCAAAGGUGGUUCGCUCUUGGAUAGAAUUAAAAAGCACGGCCGAUAUUCAGAAACUGAUGCAGCUAAGAUUAUCAGGACUAUUGCUGUAGUUGUUCAGAGGCUGCAUUCUCUAGGGGUAAUGCAUAGAGUCCUUGAGCCAGAAAAUAUUCUAUUUCUCGGUGAACAGGAAGAUUCUCCUCUCAAAAUAAUCCAUUUCGGAUUCUCAACUUUCUUCAAGCCAAGUGAAAAAUUUAGCGAGAUUGCCGGUACCCUACUUUACUUAGCACCUGAAGUUUUAAAAAAUUAUGGCCCUGAAGCUGAUAUAUGGAGUAUCGGAGUGAUUCUUUACAUUUUAUUAACUGGGGUGCCUCCUUUCUGGGCUCCAACAGAGAAGAAGAUAGAAGAAGAGGUUUUACACGGGGAUCUUGAUUUGUCAUCAGAUUCUUGGCCUGAUAUUUCAGAAAUUGCUAAAGAAUUGGUGAGAAAAAAGCUUGAUCGAAACCCUGCCACCAGGAUAACUACUAGUGAAGUACUGUGCGACACUUGGGUUAGUAGUAAUAUUUCAUAG
Ricinus communis (castor bean) is the source of this 843-nucleotide messenger RNA. Its product is annotated as calcium-dependent protein kinase 1. Lineage: Eukaryota; Viridiplantae; Streptophyta; Magnoliopsida; Malpighiales; Euphorbiaceae. Gene Ontology annotation, cellular component: nucleus; cytoplasm. Gene Ontology annotation, molecular function: calcium-dependent protein serine/threonine kinase activity; calcium/calmodulin-dependent protein kinase activity; ATP binding. Gene Ontology annotation, biological process: protein autophosphorylation; intracellular signal transduction; peptidyl-serine phosphorylation. The record is from RefSeq and is a predicted model, not a curated record.